AUGCUGGCAGGUCCAAAGUCGUGCCACUCGGACAACCUUGUGGCCAAUGUCAUGACGAGUUUCCAAAAGAUUGACAUUGAGCAUCGGGCCAUUGCUUUUGCGGGACAGCGAUACUUCAACCUGCUGAACUCAGCUAUGGGGAGGAUGAUCGGAAAUGCUCCGCCCAGGUCUUCGCGCGAGGAUGUGACUCGCAGUCCUACUGGCAUCGGCCGCCGACUACGUUCGCAGAAUUUGCGCAAUCUUCGGUCGUCCAUCGCGCACAAGGACUACGCGCAGCAACACUCUGCUACGGCAACGGAGUCGACAGAAUCCACUCCUGAGUCCUCCAUCACUCGACAGGCACCAAACCCUCACCCUCUCGGCCGCAGGACCUCUGCACAAUUCACCAACACCUCAACUCUACUUGCGCACUGCCGCGCGCCUGCGCAAUGUCUGAACAUAGAAUGCCACAGUGGAAGCGCUGGACCAAAGCCUGAUCAGGAGCUCGAGCAAGCAGCCCUCCAAGCAGGCAUCGUCGUCACCUCCAUCUCCGAUCCACCCAAGGAAGUUUUGCUCAAAAGCGACUAUGUGGCGGCCUUGUACGCCGGUCCACCAGUCUUCCGCUUCAUGGAGUUAUCGCCCGAGCUGCGGACUCGUGUCUACGAAGAGCUACUCAUAUUGCGCGACUCAUUUACAUGUUUUCCACAAAUCCUUGCGGCGUCCAGGCAGAUCAAAGAAGAGGCUACUAACAUCCUCUACGGAGACAAUUUGAUCGACGUCCGCAUGCUCGCAGAUGGAAUCUACGUUCAUGGAGAAAAGUGUAACGAAGAUCGCACCGACACGAAGAUCAUCAUGACCUGGCCACACUGGCUUCGGAAUGUGCAGUUUCUACGCUUCAACCUGGAACUCACUUUCGCCGGCCCGCGACUUACCACCAUGUUCGCAAAGGCGGCUACGAAAUUUGCACCCGCGGCGGCGGAUAUCGUUCUUCAUUCGCUCUGUUCCUUUCUUGCGAGCGAACACAAGCUCCGCUCCUUCCAAGUCGAUAUCUCGGGACGACACACCACGAGCUUGAUGUCCGCUCUGCCAAGUCUCCUGCACUCAACACACCUCCUGGGAGAAUUGAAAGAGCUUGCAUUUGGUGGGGAUCUCAGUGGUCUAGGCCCCGGCCCACGACAAAUCACGAGCGUGGAUGAAGGGACGGCUGCCGCAUCCACUGCGCUGGCGGCUCUCUCAGAGCACGCAACAAGUUUUGUGCCAUUCACCCGAUAUGACCAAGUCUCGACCCUCCUGAACGUGGAAGCGGGUUCAAGUCGUUUUCAGGCGCUUGAGCGUUUGCCCGAUCAUAUCAAAGACCAAUUCAAGCGGAAGAACUUGACCGCCCUAGCCAAGAACACUCGACAGUUGGCACUGGACCUCAAAAUCGGAGCUGGAAACAUCGACAUGCUUCCAGAGCUUGCCAAAGAGGACUGGGCACGGUAUUUCGCCAUCGUGGACAACUUCAACAGAUCGUACAUCGAGCUAGAGGCUGCGGAAUACGAAGAUGCUCGAGACACUCGAGACUUGCUGUCGCUGAUGCCGCCAUCUACUUUUGACGCAAGCCAUCCGGGCACAGUGAUGGCCAAGGUCGGUGGUCAGAUCGCGGUCUGCAUUCUCCCUCGCUGCUGGAUUGAUCCACGAGAAUUCUCGAUGGCCUCGCGCAAGACUUCGAGGUCCUACGAUCACUGUACCAAUGCGCAGCUCGCCGAGAUUGCUCAUGAGCACAGCACUACCGUCCCGUCACCCUCGGUGCCACCCAAGACCCUCUUGGUCAAGUGCGACUACCUCGAAGCACCCAAGACCACAGAUGAGACCUCAAGCUUCCCAUUCAUGGAGCUUUCGCCGGAAUUGCGCAACGGAGUCUACAAGCAGCUUCUGACUUUCGAAGAUUCUCGCACGUGCUUCCCGCAAAUCCUUGCCACUUCCAAGCAGGUGAACCGGGAGGGGAGCGGCAUACUAUACGGCGACAACGUGAUCGAGAUACAUAUGAUCAGCGACGGUAUCUGCGUCCACGGGGAGCUGAUCAGCACAGCUGCAAGAAACGAUUUCACGGGCAUGUUUGACGAAUGCUUGUGGCCUCGUUGGCUUCGAAGAGUACAGAUUGUGCAAUUUUCUUUGCAUCACGAUCUUGGUACUGACGUGACCGUCUUCGGUCCCGAAUCGGAGGACGGGUUUUUCGACGAGGACGUCGACGCGGUACUCAAAUCGCUGUGUUCUCACCUCGCACCCCGCCACAGCCUGCGAUCUUUCCGGCUCAACAUCAGGGGCAACAAUACCGACCAGCUGCUGCGAGUUACGCCGCACAUGUUGCACUCCACUCGCUUGCUUGGUCGCCUGGAAGGCAUUCAAUUCCAAGGAGACAUUUCCAGCCAUGAUCUAGGACUGCAAAGACAAAAGAGUAUGGUGGAAGCAGUGGCCGAUGUUUGGACAAGACUCAAAGCUCUUGCGGAGUUCACGGCGUCCGACAAAGCGAGUGCGUGGUCGUCAUACUACCUCACCCGAAAAAUUUCAGUCGAGCACUGGGCACUGGAGCAAUGCCACACUCUUGACACUCUUCCAGAGGCACGCCGAGUUCAGCAUAUGGUGGGGAGCGUGCUGCGUCUAGGCGAAAGGGUUCAAGACCUGGCUGUUCGGCUCAAUCGAGAUCUGAUGGUUGAUGGCAGGCGUGCACUGCCGGACCCACUCAAAUACGCGAGCUAUUCUGCAUGCUUGAAUGAGCUCGUUGUGGCUUGUAUCGGAUUGGAAGCGGCCGAGUAUCAAGCCGCUCGGGAUGAGUUGGAGCGCAGUCCGGAUCUUGCUUCAUGA
Zymoseptoria tritici IPO323 is the source of this 2823-nucleotide messenger RNA. RefSeq lists its product as uncharacterized. The transcript has 7 exons. The record is from RefSeq and is a predicted model, not a curated record. Bases 1 to 2823 code for a protein of 940 amino acids. Lineage: Eukaryota; Fungi; Ascomycota; Dothideomycetes; Mycosphaerellales; Mycosphaerellaceae.